Salvia miltiorrhiza (redroot sage) is the source of this 1593-nucleotide messenger RNA. Its product is annotated as gamma-glutamyl hydrolase 2-like. NCBI's taxonomy places the organism in Eukaryota, Viridiplantae, Streptophyta, Magnoliopsida, Lamiales, Lamiaceae. Gene Ontology annotation, molecular function: gamma-glutamyl-peptidase activity. Gene Ontology annotation, cellular component: vacuole. The record is from RefSeq and is a predicted model, not a curated record. Gene Ontology annotation, biological process: tetrahydrofolylpolyglutamate metabolic process. The coding region runs from base 196 to 1227 and encodes 343 amino acids. The transcript has 10 exons.
AUAAUAAUUUGUCUAAAAUAUAGAGGAGUGAAAUGUACGUCUCUAUUUUCCGUUUGUUGUAAAUAUCUUUGAAUGUCAAAAUCAGUUAUAUGCUUCAUCACUACAGGCACCUCCAUUUUCUCCCGGCACCUCCAUUUUCUCCUCCGCCGCCGCUAAUCGCCGGCCUCCUACACCUUCUCCUCCUCCUCUUCCAACAUGCUGUAUAUUAUCUGGAUUUCUCUCCUCGUAGCUCUCUCCCAUGAGCUCAGCGCUUCCGUCAACGCUCAGUCCACUGACGCGCUGCUCCUCCUGCCCACUCAUAACGACGCCGUCGUUGCUGGUCCCCGGUGCCCCACGGCGGACCCCAAUCUCAAUUUCCGACCGGUCAUCGGAAUUCUCAGCCACCCUGGCGACGGCGCCUCCGGGCGCCUCAGCAAUGCCACUAAUGCGUCUUACAUAGCUGCUUCUUAUGUGAAAUUUGUUGAAUCUGCUGGUGCCAGAGUCGUUCCCCUCAUAUACAAUGAACCUCCGGAGGUUCUGUACAAAAAACUCAGUUUGGUUAAUGGAGUAAUCUUCACCGGAGGGUCAUCCAAAACUGGUCUCUACUUUGAGGUUGUCACGUCGAUAUUUAAGGAUGUCCUGAGAAAGAAUGAUGCUGGAGAUCGUUUCCCUUUGCUUGCCAUCUGCUUAGGUUUUGAGCUUUUAACCAUGAUAGUGAGCAAGGACAACGACAUCCUUGAGAGAUUUAGUGCAUCAGAUCAAGCUUCAACACUCCAAUUCGUGGAAAACAUAGAUAUUACUGGAACUGUGUUUGAAAGAUUUCCUUCAGUUUUGCUGAAUAAGCUGAGUACGGAAUGCCUUGUGAUGCAAAAUCAUAAGUUUGGCAUAUCACCUGAAAAACUCCAGAAGACUAAGAGUCUUUCUAGCUUCUUUGAGAUCUUAACUACUACUGCAGAUAGUGAUGAUAAGGUCUAUGUUUCAACAGCCCAAGCACACAGAUAUCCGGUGACAGCUGUUCAGUGGCACCCAGAGAAAAAUGCUUUUGAGUGGGCCUCGUCAAGUAUUCCACAUUCAGAAGAUGCAAUUCAAGUCACUCAAAAUGUAGCCAAUUUUAUUGUAAGGGAGGCUAGAUUGUCUACGCAUAGACCGUCUGCCCAGGAAGUGCUCAACAACCUCAUCUAUAAUUAUAUUCCUACAUAUUGUGGAAAGGCUGGGACGGGGUUUGACGAGGUCUACAUUUUCAGCUAGUUCUGGCGAGAGUGCAAGUAUUGAGGUGUCCAUGAUUAUUCGAGGUUUGUUGCUGAAAGAGAUGCAGCCUACAGACAGCUAAGCUAUAUACGCCUUGCCUUAAGCAACGCCAAAACGGUCUGUAUUCUCUCAUCACCAUUGUAAAUUAUCAUUCACUUCCAUAUCUGGCUUGUUCUUGUCCGAAAUUAUGGUCAAUCAAAUGUCGGUUGGUCAAUCAAAUGUCGCACCAAUCUCUUACCCAUGCAUUCAAUGUGGAGGUUGUAAACAACAAAAUUUCCAUUCCAAUUUAAUAGUUAAAAUACAAAAGGUGUGUACAAAUUCAAAAUCAAAAUUAUGGAUUGAUAUGAAUUUAAGUGUGAGUUGCAA